Molecule: messenger RNA, 1557 nt
Organism: Macrobrachium nipponense
Lineage: Eukaryota; Metazoa; Arthropoda; Malacostraca; Decapoda; Palaemonidae
Exons: 2
Coding region: 1-1557 (518 amino acids)
Source: RefSeq, a predicted model, not a curated record
AUGACUGUUGGUAAAGAAAAGCUCAUGAUCUUGUUAAAUGGCAACGCAUUACCAAAAGUAGUUCAAGAUACUAUUGUGGAUUGCAGUUCUGUUGAUGGUGAAAAUGGAGCUUGGAGGCGCCUUGAAGAGAAGGUACCAACAUCUGCCAUCAUACGAGAUGUACUACUUCGUUUAGAAGCCUUGAAACCAAUGAAGUCUACAGCAGCAAAGGAGAUGAGACAGGUUUUGGAUGGACUGACUGAUUUUGCUCGGCGAAUGAGAGAACUUGGUCAAGAAAGGGAAUUGGAUUCAUUCAUGACAAUUGAAAUUGCCAGCAGAAAGAUCGAUUCUGGAAUUUAUUACGAAUAUAUGCAGCAAUCAAAAUGUCAUAAUCAGACAUUAGCAGAGUUGAUUACAUAUCUACGGAGAGAAACAGAAGCUAGAGAGCGUCGAGAACAUCCCCAUUCCCUGAGUGAUAAUACUAACAAGUCAGCUGUAAACUAUUUUAGAGACAAAAGCUCAGAAUGUGAUGAAUCCUUGGCUAUUUUGGUUGAUGAUGGGAGGGCUUGCCCCUUUUGUAUAGAUAAAACUCAUUUGAUCAUUAAAUGUCCUAUCUUUAUAUCAAAAACCAAGGAAGAAAGACGAAGGAUGAUUGUGAGCAGUAAGAGAUGUUUCUUUUGUCUUAGAGCCAACCACAACGCAAUCAUUUGUACACGCCCAGAUAAGAAACGCUGUGUAGAUUGCCAACUUUGUCAUCAUCGAUUUGUAGCCUGCCCACCAUACGGAAAUAAAGUACAGCCAAGGACUUUUUCUGGGUUGGAAAGUUCACGGGCGGGAGGUACUUCUGCUUUGAACGCGAAUCUAACUCUGUCGGAAAGUGCUUCUGAGUGCAACAUUGGUCAUGCACGGGAGGUUGCUUCAGAUGCAGAUGCAACAUCCAACACAGGUGAACCAUUCAAGUUUCGAUAUGGAGUAGCUGGAGGAGGUAUUGCUGAGGAAAGCAGUGCCAAGUUUUCUAUCCAAAUUAGACCAGUGAAUGGAAUUAAGUCAUACACUGUAAUUGCAAUUGGAAUUGAGAAACCAGCCCAUAACAGUCCUGCAGUUGGAGGGGAUAUUUUUGAUGAGUAUCCUCAUCUGAACGCUGCCAAGGGAACGUUACCCACAGAUGAAGCAGAAAUUGACAUCAUCAUUGGUUAUGACUAUUAUUUCCUUACAAUGCCAGUUGAGAGCGUAAAAGACUCUGUGUCUCCUGAAUCGUCUCCAGUUGCCGUCAGAAGUAUCUUGGGAUGGACCAUUUUUGGGGGGAAUAUUCCAAAACCCAAACCACAUGCUGCUUCCAGGGUCCAGUUUUUGAGUCAUUUGGAGGAUUUGCAGAAAUUAUAUACAUCUGAUGUUGUUGGUGUCAAACCAACAACAUUGUGUGUUUGCUCAGAUAGGGAAAUAGCAGAGUCUCAGUUCAUAAAACAUUGUCGAAAUAAGCUUUGCAUUAAUGCGGAUGGUCGCAUGACUGUGGAAAUGCCUUGGAAGCCCGGUUUCCUUCUGAAGCAUUGGAGUGUAACAAGCCUCAAGCAGAAAUAA